AUGUCUGGUUCGACCCGGAAAGAAACAGACCGGAUAAAAGGUCCAUGGAGUCCCGAAGAAGACGAGCUAUUGCAGACGCUAGUGCAAAAGCACGGACCAAGAAACUGGUCUCUCAUAAGCAAAUCCAUCCCCGGACGCUCCGGUAAAUCUUGCCGUCUCCGGUGGUGCAAUCAGCUCUCUCCGGAGGUUGAACACCGUGCCUUCUCGCCGGAGGAAGACGAGACGAUCUUACGCGCCCACGCGCGGUUCGGUAACAGGUGGGCCACGAUCGCUCGGCUUCUCAAUGGUCGCACCGAUAACGCCAUCAAGAAUCAUUGGAACUCGACGCUGAAGCGGAAAUGCGGCGGCGGCGGCGGCGGUGGUGGUUGGACGUCAGACGACGGAGGGUAUGAUGGUAAUUUAACGGAUGAGCAGCCGUUGAAACGGACGGCGAGCGGCGGUGGAGGAGUUGUGUCGACGGGGUUGUUUAUGAGUCCCGGAAGUCCGUCGGGAUCUGACGUCAGCGAGCAAUCCAUUGGACCUGUUUUGCCGUCUCCGUCUCAUGUUUUUAAGCCAACGGCGAGAGCUGGUGGUGUGGUGAUGGAAUCGACGGUGAAAGAUCCGGCGACUUCUCUGAGUUUGUCUCUGCCUUGUGUCAACGAGUCAACUCAAGGGAGAGACACGGCGGAGCUGUUUCCGGUGAGGAAACAUGAGGAGGAGAGGGUAAAGGGUAUUCCGGGGUGUAGUGGGGAUUUCAUGACGGUGUUGCAAGAGAUGAUUAAGACGGAGGUGAGGAGUUACAUGGCGGAUUUACAGUUAGGAAGCGGCGGAGGAGGAGGAAGUUCGUGUAUGCAAGGAGAUAAUGGUCGUAGUGUAGGAUUUAGAGAUUUUAUUAGGUUUUGA
Messenger RNA from Eruca vesicaria subsp. sativa (arugula), 882 nucleotides. NCBI's taxonomy places the organism in Eukaryota, Viridiplantae, Streptophyta, Magnoliopsida, Brassicales, Brassicaceae. The record is from the annotation of a GenBank genome assembly.